Molecule: messenger RNA, 729 nt
Organism: Oreochromis aureus
Lineage: Eukaryota; Metazoa; Chordata; Actinopteri; Cichliformes; Cichlidae
Product: serine/threonine-protein kinase pim-2-like
Exons: 8
Coding region: 1-729 (242 amino acids)
Biological process (GO): protein autophosphorylation; regulation of mitotic cell cycle; negative regulation of apoptotic process
Cellular component (GO): cytoplasm
Molecular function (GO): ATP binding; protein serine/threonine kinase activity
Source: RefSeq, a predicted model, not a curated record
AUGGUGGGAGUAGCCAUCAAACACAUCCCAAAGGACAGAAUCCCCAUCAAAGUGAGGCGUUCACCUGUGGAGCGUCUGUUCCUCAUCAUCCACUUUGUUGGAAUAUAUCAGGAUGAAAACGGGAAGCUGGUCUCAGUGGAAGUGGCCAUUAUGCUGAAGCUUGCAGCUGAAGCAGACGGAUCAGUGGGAACAGCUGAUCCUGGUGCUGGAGAGACCUGUCCCGCUGUGGACCUGCAUGAUUACAUAACAGAAAAUGGAGGAUGUUUACCAGAGGAAAAGGCCAAGGUCAUUCUGAAGCAGCUGGUCGAUGCAGCAAAGGACCUGGAGGAUAAACACAUCUUUCACCGGGACAUCAAGAGUGAGAACAUUCUGAUUGAGACCGGCUCAGAUGUGCCUCGUGUUCGUAUCAUUGACUUUGGACUGAGCUGCUUUGCUAAGGCGCGAUCGCUGUACCGCGUCUUCUACGGUACACCUAUUCACACCCCUCCCGAAUGUUACGGACGCAAGAAAUACAAGGCUGGACCCACCACGGUGUGGCAAAUGGGAGUGGUGCUGUAUGAAGCGCUUCAUGUGGGGGACUUUAAUACCGUGACGUUCCUCCAAAAGGAAUUGAUAUUCAACAAGGAUCUGUCUCCACACUGCCAGAAUUUCUUGGACGCAUGUUUAACCAACGUCCCGGAGAAGCGCCCAACGCUGGGGACCUCCAGCUUCACCCUGUGGGCUCUCUGA